AUGUCGUCAGUUGCCAAACCUGGUGCAAGAUUCCCUCUCGAGGACAACAGAAUUUCAGCCUUCUCGCCUCAUGUCCAGGCUCAUCUAAAGCACUUCUUUGACUCAACGAACGUGUCCGGGAAUAAUGAAACAUUUCUUCGGGCCAUCCAGCGCGAAACUCCAGGGGAACAACAUGAUAUCAGAACAUACGAUGACUUCAUGGUUUACAUGUCAUCUGCAUACGCUCAAGCGCCCCCUGAACCACAAGAUCUGUCGCUACCUAUGAACAAUUACUUUAUCAGCUCGAGCCAUAAUACCUAUCUUACUGGCAAUCAAUUGUAUAGCGAAUCAAGUACCAAGGUUUAUAGAGAUAGUUCAAGCGGCGCCACUCAUUUCCACAGACUUGUUGAAAUGGGACAGAUUGCCGCUUCAUGUUACAACUGUACUCCGAGUGGACAUUAUCAGUAUGUUCCAGCAUUCCGCCAUUUUGGCAGCAAUAUUAGUCUAGUACAUUAUAUUGGCAUGCAGAAGCCGUGGAAUUUACCGCGACAAGCCUUCCCACUGGAGAGCCCGUAUAAUCAACUUCUGGGGAGGUGGUGGGCCACUUACGAUAGACAUUAUAGACCAGUGAAGCCUACUUGUCGAAUACCUGAAGCUCAUGCAGAACAGAUUCCCGGAGCCCCAGGUGGGCGUGAAUGGGGUCAGUCGGCUGAAUCGUUGGAAACCAUACAUCCCCCCGAGACGCCCUAUGAACAAGUUCGACCACAAACACAUGUCCACCCACUUGGUUCUUCGGCUUUUACUCCCGCUGAAGUUGGAGCUGAAGUUGGAGUUCAUGCUAAAGCUGAUAAAGCCAUCCAGCAAGGCGACGAACCGCAUGACGUUGGGCGCGCGCUCUCGCCCAAAAUUCCACAUGUACUAGAAAUUGACAAUUCUGCAGCUUCUGAUGAAAAUAGUGCGAUUAUAGCCAGACCAACGAGUUUUAUCCCCCAACCUAAAGCCCCUGAAAAGAGCCAUGAGUUUGCUAUCAGCGCUGUCCCACAAUACGUCCAUGGUGAAGAACACGUGUCGGUCUACCGACAUACUGCUCCUCUCCUUGAUAUCGUUUCCGAUUCGAAGGAAAUAUCAAUUCCUAAAAGCCUUCCUAUUACUGGCAUGGCAGACGUACCUGCACUUCAACAGUUGCCACAGGGGCCCACUGAAUCGACUAAACAACCAGAACUUGGACAUAUCACAGCUUAUUCCGAGGAGCCUGAGUCACCUAAGGCGGCACCAGAGACAUCAUUCUCACCGCCAAAGGCUGAAUGGGACCCUUCCCGGGCACCUCCCCCCACGGAUUCUAAACCCGAGGCAUUCAGUUUACCUUCACAUACAUACGCUAUGUCACAGGAUAUUCAACUUUUCCAACCACCAAAGUCAUACCCGGAGGUUCCUAAAAAUAUGUACUACCAAGUACCCCCUAGGCAGCAAAAGACAAAAACAUUAGCCCCCAUAUUCCCAUGGGAAACUUACGCCCCAAAACCCACCCGCGUUUUCUUGGACGAAUCUAUAGAACUCGGUAUAGCAUCAGAUUCACAUUCAAAAUUAUUAGCCAAAGGGAAAGAUGGAAUAGAGGGUUUACCUGACUCUGCACCAUCACCGUCAGCUGGCCCACCGCCUUCCAUGGAUCCGUGGCUGAACUACGUUCACUCAAACGCGUGGGACGAAAUUCCCGAAAUUGUGGGAUACAUGCGUUCCAUUCAGAGGCCGCGGAGGGGGCAAGUCCAGGUCUUACAAGGUGGGGUAACCAGCACCACCGGAGACGGUUUCGGAACAGAACAUGAAGGUCGAAGGCCCAGCUUAAGGCUCACAGAUUUCCCCACGGAAAUAGAGCGACCCAGUCUUACUGUUACACCUGCGCCUGUCCAGCGAUCGAAAUACAUGGGCAAGUCGUAUUCCAAGAUCGAAGGAGGAAAAGGAGAAGAGAUGAUGAUAGCUUGCCUCUGCCGCUGGUAUUCCAUCGCAGGAGAACUGGGCGCCAGUCUGCGUUACUUGAUGAAACACGUGGUGGGCCUCUCGAGUUUGAGGCGCGAGCUAUUCCGAGUCGUAGAAUGCCAGGAGAAGGAGAUACUGUGGAAAGGAGGGGAUGACUGGAAUGGAUGUGUGGCUUUCCGCUGCCAAUGUGUCGUACACAGCAAAGUCAUCUAA
Histoplasma mississippiense is the source of this 2166-nucleotide messenger RNA. RefSeq lists its product with no specific name. Gene Ontology annotation, molecular function: phosphatidylinositol-4,5-bisphosphate phospholipase C activity. The transcript is spliced from 7 exons. The coding region runs from base 1 to 2166 and encodes 721 amino acids. NCBI's taxonomy places the organism in Eukaryota, Fungi, Ascomycota, Eurotiomycetes, Onygenales, Ajellomycetaceae. The record is from RefSeq and is a predicted model, not a curated record. Gene Ontology annotation, biological process: phosphatidylinositol-mediated signaling; lipid metabolic process.